Molecule: messenger RNA, 1949 nt
Organism: Coregonus sp. 'balchen'
Lineage: Eukaryota; Metazoa; Chordata; Actinopteri; Salmoniformes; Salmonidae
Source: the annotation of a GenBank genome assembly
GCAUCAUGCCGUUCAUCGACCUCCAGGGGAAGUUGGGCAUCAACAUGGACAAAUGGAUGUUGAUCCAGGGUGGAGAGCAACCAUACAAACGGGCGCCGCGCUGCCACGCCUUUGAGAAGGAGUGGAUCGAGUGUGCAGAUGGCAUUGGUCAGACCCGUGCCAAGAAGGAGUGCAAGCUCGAGUUUGAGGACUUCUAUGAGUGCAUGCACAGAGAGAAGACGGUGAGUGUAGGAUAUCUGAGCUGAAGAGUGUGUGUGUGAACUGUGAAGAUAGAUUGUGUGUGGGUUUCAUGUCCUUUCCCAAUAAACACUUAUGAUUUCAUCAACCAAGACCUGUUGAAGAGUUGUCAGUUGAUGUCCAUGUCUUUGAUAAAAUAACUGCUUGUCAUCCUACCUGGGUGUCCAUCCUAGGGAUGUGACAAAUAGAAACAUGUUCUUAAAGUUUAAAUAAACAUAUUUUUUUAUUGGUUUUCCAAUUCAUACAAUUCCACGUGAAUUCACAAUGCAGCUGCACUGCUGCCAGCAACGGUCUAGGUCUCACGGUGCGUCCCUUUCAGAAGGUUAAGCAUUGCACCUGUACUACCAUUACUGUACCUCAAUUCCACCUUGUAAAGUUUGCAUUUCCUUCUCAUUUAACUUCUCAAAGUAUUGCCAUACAGGACUUUGCUGCUGUUGCUUGCCUUUCUCUGCCAUUUUUCCAACUGUUAACGACGAUGACAUAGUAGUGUAGAGUCGACUCCAAAAUAAUUGAUUCCUUGCACGUCGACUCCCGGUGUCGACUCCUAUUUCUGAGUGUCAAGAUUCGUAGCGGAAUCGACUCCUAAGAUUCAGUAUUUUUGGAGGAGACUGAUUAGUUGCCGUACUUCCGAGAACACAAACACUCGCAUCUUUCAUAGCGAGCUAGCAAGAGAAUGGCGGAGAGAGAGGGAAGGGCACAGUAUAGGCAGGUCGGCCACCAGGCAGACAGUCAGAACCGUGCACUAGGCCCAUCUAUCGGUAAUCAAAAGCUGUAUCUCGCAAUUCUUGGCUUGCAAUGUCUCGCAUCUUCAGUAAAGCAGGGCAAGUCAUCAAUGAAUAGCCUAGGAUGUUGAGAUGAACAAGAUGCAACACUUCUCACACCGUAUCUGCACAUGUACAUCGCUUCGCGCUGUUCACAUCGUGGUAGCCAGGGCACCAAAACAGCAGAGAAGUUGAGCCUUGCUCUUCAACGCUCUUAUUGUUGCGGAAAUUGACCCACUAUGCUGUUUACUUUCUGCAUCUACGUUUAAAAAAACGUAGUCUUUCGGUAAGGGAUUUUUCUUAACGUUAAGGAUCCCAAUUUCCUUUAAACCUUUGAUGUUUAAACAUUCACACCCCUAGUCCAUCCUGUCCAGCUCUACCUUUUUCUGUUGACUUCAUGAAUAGUUGGAGAAGGAGAAAGCUUUGAUGUUGAUUACCAAAUUAUGAGCAAAUUAUUGUUGUCAAGACUUAUAGGAAAUGCUUUUGUUGUUUGACUGUUUUUGUUGUUAAAAAUACAUUGAGUUGAUCAAUGAAGAUAAUUGUGAUUUUGAUCAGCAAUGAGCUGAAAAAACACACAAAUACCUCUAAGAAGUUUUGAGCUUGCGCCCCCCCCAAAAAAAGUUUGACAGCCUCUCUCAAUACUCCCUCUGAAUGUGCAGUAAGUGUCUGACGUGGAUAUCUCUCUCUCUCUCUUUCUGUGUCUGUAGCACAAGAGGCUAUAUGAGAUCCGUAAGCAGCGGGACAAGAUGGUGAAGGAGGGCAGCUACCAGACCCCAGCUCACCACACUGGCGCUCAGGCUGAUGACAGGCCUUGACCCCAUUUGACCUUGUUGACCACAAGGUGUGUCCCCAACUUGUGUAUAAUAAUUUUUAUUCAGAUAUCACUUUAUUGUUCGUGUCUACCCCUGUACAAGUUUGCAAAUAAAUAUUAUUGACUGUGAAUGUUGUAUA